GCGGGUGUUUCAAACAUGGAGGAGCGGGAGCGGCGCGGGGCCCCGGGCAGGGCGGGGAGCCCCGGGAGCCCGCCCAGCCCGCGGCUGGACGUCAGCUCGGACCGCUUCGACCCGCUGCUGGCCCUCUACGCGCCGCGCCUGCCGCCCAUCCCCUACCCCAACGCGCCCUGCUUCAACAACCUGGCCGAGUACGAGAGCUUCCUCCGGCUGGGCGGCCGGGGCCGGGGCCGGGGCCGCACGCGGGGUCAGGCUGCCCCCGGGGCCGCGGGCGUCCCCGGCGGCCCCGGCCCCGCCUCGUCCGCCUCGGGCUCGGCGCGCCGGCCCUCCCGCCGCCGCGGAGCGCCGGCCCCGGACCCCGAGCGCAUCCAGCGGCUCCGCCGGCUCAUGGUGACCAAGGAGGAGCCGGACGCGGGGGCCGGCGGCCCGGGCAGCAGCGGGCGCCCCGGCCGCAGGAGGAAGGCGCCGCGCAACGUCCUCACCAGGAUGCCCCUGCAUGAGGGCAGCCCACUGGGUGAACUUCAUCGCUGCAUCCGAGAGGGGGUGAAGGUCAAUGUUCACAUUCGCACUUUCAAGGGGCUUCGAGGCGUCUGCUCUGGCUUCCUGGUUGCAUUUGACAAGUUCUGGAAUAUGGCACUUACUGAUGUGGACGAGACUUACAGAAAACCAGUUCUGGGCAAAGCAUUUGAACGUGAGCCUCCUUUAACUCUUACCAGGCUGUUUGAUCGGCUCAAACUUCAGGAUUCCUCCAAAAAGGAAACUGACUCCAGGUCGAUGGUUGAGGACUCCACGUUGUCUCGAUAUUCACAGACAUCUACUUGGAAGAUGGCCACGGUGUGGGGGAGAGAUGAUGAGGAUCGGGGAUCACAGAAACGUUCCCGUUCAGCACCUUCUUCGCUUCUGGCAGCUGGAAAGGAAGUUUCCAGGUCUGACCUGUCAGGCAGGACUACACGGACAGAGGGCUCUAGUGCAGGGGGUUCUAAUUCAAGGGGCCGGUCUCGUAAGAAAAGGCAGAAGCCCAAAGUGGAUUACCAACAGGUAUUCACACGGCACAUUAACCAGAUAUUUAUCCGAGGAGAGAAUGUUCUACUUGUCCACCUUGCCCAGUGAUCAUCUGAGCUUGGAGUAUUUUAUUUUUAGAAAUAAACCGCAUGAAUUGUAUUUGCACUGUGCUUCUUAGCAUCUCAGUGAAAAGCUGAUUUGGAAUGAUUCCCUCUGAUCUUGGAUGGAGAGGGAAAGGAACUGAGUCUAGGACCCUGUGGUAUAUCUGUUUGUCCACAAAAAUGGGGACAGCAUGCUACCACGUGAAGAAGACAGACCCUUUUUAGAGUGGGUGGCUGUUCAGAGGCAGAAGGCAUCAUUAUAAAAUAUAGAUCUAUUCAUUUAUAUAUAGAUAUAAAUUAGAUGUGGUUUCAUGUGUUACUAUCAAUACUUGAGAUAAACUAGAAAAAUCAUGGCCUUUUUUUACUCCACUAGGGUCAUGAUGUGUCUAUAAUUCCCCACAGAUACCACAGCAUGAAAAGGGAAUCCAUUCUUACAAUGGUGUGGUAUCUGUGGGGAAUGCUCAUGGCAUUUCUUUUUAAGAGAUAGUGGUAUGAAUUGGGUUGCCAUCCCUGCACUGACUGCUGCAUUUUACGUUACACUGUUCACCUUUCUGGACUUUCUCCUGAUCAGGGACUAGAAUUUAUGAGUUUUAUUGAGCAUUCUUAACAUCCACGGAACCCACCAACGUAUAUUAGGGUGGGAUAUAUACAAGUGGUGUGUUAUAAACAGCCAGCAGGAAACACCCCGCAGUUGUCCCUGUUGUCAUUGUGAAUUCAGUAGCUUGAUUAAUUGGUUUACUGUCCUGAUGGAGUUCGUUGCUGCAUAUGGCAGACCAGAUGAGAAUUGUGUCCUGUCUUCUUGUCCUUUUCCUGUCUCUGACUCGUGUGGCAUGCUGUUGGUGCACGAGCUGGUGCGGCACGGCGUCUAGUGCAGUGUGAGUUGUUGUGAGCUGUGUGGCAUUUGUGGUGCCAUGGAAAUUGCUAUGCUUAUUUAGCUUAAGUAACAUACACACCUUACCUGCUGCGGCUCCCUCUGCUGGAGUGGGGGACAAAGGGUGCUUUUUAGUUUGGUUCUAAUGUGAAAUGGGGAGGUUUUCCCCCCUCGAUUCACGCCAGAGAGGCUUUCGCAAGCCAUGAUGACAGGCAGCGUUCAUGUCAGAGGGACAUGGCAGCCCAAAAUACGGUACGCGCAGCAAGAACACCGUGGAAAUGUGGCUUCCAGCAAACCUGUUGUGCUUCUCUUGUGAUGAUUCUUUGCUCUUUAACUCAGCCAGUGCAGAAAAGGCUACAUCCUGAAACAGACUGUUAGGCAAUGCCUGACUAUUUUGGGGUUGACUGUUUUCUUUUUUUUUUUUUUCUUUUUUCCUACAGCAAGAGUUAAUUUUUGUGCAGAAUGAGAAUAAGCUCACUGUGUGGUUAGUUGCUCAAGUAUAUGGAAGAAAAAGUGCUGCGUAACUUGUGGCAGAAACCCUUAGAGAAAGAGGGGGAGCACAGGUAUAGAAAGCUGACUUGGGUCCUGCUGCUUUUUCAUCUUGUGACCAUAGGUAAGUCAGUGUAACCCCUUGCUGCCUCAGUUUUCCCCAUCAGUCAAAUGGGGAGAUAAGACAACUACCUCACAGGGGUAUCGGGAAGAACCUGAAAAGCAUUUUGAAGACAAAGUGUGUUAUUUAAGUGCCAGGCAUGGUUUUACUAACUCUUCCCUAGUAGAUUUUUAAGGUUUCAUCAUCUUGUGGUCAAGGCAGGUGCUAUAUAAGUUAGUCAUUAUUUGUCAUUAGGGAUAUAUGUGAUCUUCCCAUAAUUUUAAAACCAAAAGACGAUCAGGUUCUUAGGAACCAUUUUCUAGGAAGGUCUGUGUUCCAUUCUCAACUUCUAAGGAUUGUAUUCCUUAGGAAAAAUACCACCAAUGUGAAGACGUUACCAAUUUGGGAAUCACUAGCUCCUUAUCCCUCCCUGUUCUUUGUCUUUUCCUUUGGUAUUUACAAAGAAUCUGCCCUGGACUAUUCUAGGGGGUUAUAGUGCCAACAAAAGAACAAGUCCCUAAAAGUGCCUCAACUUCAAAAGGAAAAUCAUGGGGAGCUUUUUACUUUAAUUUUAAAAUAAUUUUUAAAAAACUACUUCUAGAACCUAUUUUAGAUGCUAGAGUUAGAAAAUUCCCCUUUGAAACUUACAAAAAUUAAUGGAUUCAGUUUUGUGAUACUUAAAACAUUUUUCCUACAGAGGAAAGUCUUCAGAAAUUUUAUUGGGGAGGGUAUAUGUGGCACCAUGGGCAUCAGCCCCAACUAACAGUAUCGCCAUUUUAGCUCUUUCCGCCUCUUCCUCCAGGCUAAAAACUAUAGUGAAUGCUCACUUUCCCAGAAAAACAUAUCCUAGGAAAAUAACAAAGGGACUUAGGAAAAACAUGUUUAAUUUUCACUAGUUAUGCCGACUGGUUUCCAUUAGACCUAGCCUAAUUUUUAAAAAAUGGCAGAUAAUUUCAUGGUUGCAUCUAAAGCGUACAGGAGCUCACCAUUUUUCCAUCCGGUUUCAGAACCUUGUUCAUCCAAAUGCUUUUUAUGAGUUGUGUAUGAUUCACCAUACUUGAUCUUAUACAUCAGGACUGUCUUUUGGCUGCGGCUUCAGUGUUAAUUCUGCAAUGAUUACUGUCUAGACAGUAAAAAUAAAUUACAAGAUGGUAUUGUGUUGAAAACUUAAUAGAACAGUCUUUUUAAAAUAGCUCAUCUAUGCCGCUUGGAAAAGAAAAACAAUACUAUUUCUUUAUUCCUAAAGAAAUAUUUCGAAAGGGAAAAAUCACUCCUUACGCAUUCAUCUGUUGCUCAAAGAUAUAAUCUUUGAAAACUCACAUUGGUUGCAAUAAAUGUAGCUAAAGUCAUAACCAUCAGAGUGAGGGAAAAGGUAAGGAAGGGAAAAAUAAGAUUCUUAGAAGCAUCCAGCCUGGUUCAACUAAUAAAAAGACCCUAAAACAAUAUAGCCUGUAUGGAGUCUACCUGGUUGAGAUAGACAGUAUCAUGUUAUGUUGGCAAAAUGACCAUUAUGUGUAAUACGUCAUUUAAACGUUUUAAGAGCUGAAACUUCUUUGGAUUAGCUGAAGUCUGUUAUUGAUUAUUAGAGUCGGUAGGAAAGGAAAUAGGUAGCUUCAUGUGUUUACCAAAUUAAUUUCAGGAGCCAUCCUGUGCAUACAGAGUUGUUACUACAAACUCACCCACCAUUAAAAAGAUAUGCACUUUAUAUUAUUUUUCCAGUAGUAGGGACAGAUUGCUGCUGAAUUAUCUGGACCUUUUUGACCCUUUCUGCCUUUUGGACAAAAGUGCGGUCUGGCUGGCCAGGGUUUGCAGUGUGUAUAACUUAAGACUUUGAACACUUUUCUGCACGGAUUGUGUGCAUCAAAUCAGAACAAUAAAUUCACAAAACUGUAAGCUAGAAGCGUAACCGGGUCUCAUUUAAUGCAAAUGAGCCCAGCUAAAAGGGUCAUCACAUUCAAAUUUGCAUUCUCUAUUUCUAUUGGGCUGGAACUAUUAUUUUAAAUAGUUAUAACUUCAAAUAUUGCAAAUUCAAAUACAUUCAGCCCCAUCAGGGGAUUCAUUGUUUGCACUAAUUGAGACCUUCUUGUGCAGAAAUUGUUGCCAUGAAAAGUCAGGCAAACCCAAGUGAGCUCCUCUAUUCUCCCCUAUCUAGACAGAACUGUGCAGAAUCUACAUGGGCUAGUUGAUUUUGGCCUAUUCCUAUCUUUCUAGAAAAGGCGAAGUGUAUUGUGAAUAUUGAUAUUUCUUUGAGCUACUGUUAAUACUAGUUGUCAAUGGAAAAUCAUACAUUGGGCUGUAUUUUGUAAAUUUUUUCCACAAGUCAGAUUCACCUAAAUGUUUGCCACUUAGGAAAGAAGGCAUCCAAAGACAUUCAGCCAUUCACUGGUGCUACCCCCAACCCCUCCCCCCUUUUUUAAGGCAAAUUCUAUCAUGAUACAGCUGUUGAUACAGGAGUAAUAAUGACCUCUAAAUACAUAAUCUUUGGAAUUUGUCAUUUCAUAGUAGGUCAGGUACAAAGUUCAAUGGAAUCCUUUUAAACAGUAAGGCUUUAAUCAUUUAUUUGGCCUUAAGUCUCUGUGUCUCACAACCAUGUACGUAGUCAGCACUCAGUAAGUGUUUGUUCAAGAAGUGACUGUGGUAGAGUGAUUUCCAGAAGGAUUUCUUCAGUGGUUCCAAGCAAGGAAAGCCUGACCUAUCUAGCUCAUGUUGGAAAAGCUGGCUAACUUUUUUUUUUUCUGGCAAAUUGAUUUGAUUACUGGACAGUAAGACUGGAGGGUUCUGGUCAGAGUUCCAGGGGCACAGAAGGAGAAGGAGGAUUAAGACUCCUUCGCUCUUUAUGCUCGAGUCUUUUUGAACAUGUUUGGAAGGACUCUUUUUUUCAGCUAAUAGAAAAGAUUCAUGUCAAAAAACAGCUUAAGAUGUUUCAGGAGAUCUAGGGGAGAAAAAUAAGUAUACCAGAGACUUGCAGUCUGUCACUUAGGUUGAAGAAUAAUUUGAUCAGCUUAUGGUUGGCUUUUUUUUUUUUAAUCCCUUCUGAAAAGAUGGGAAUUGUCUCUCAGGAAAGAUAUGAAAGUCAGUCCCAUUACUUUUGCACUUGCUUUUGAUUUUCAUAGCUUUGGAACAACAUGCAACUAUGGCUAGUGUUAUCAUCUUGUUAUAUCUGGGGAAAAUAUUUAACUUUUUAAAAGGGCAUUAUUUGAGGUAGGACUGGCUGCCUGAUUCUCAAGUGUUCUAGUCCCAGAGGCACCCCCUGGGCUAGGACCCAUUAUCUAGUUGUCAUGACAGUAAAGCAAACAGAUGAUGUUGGGAAAAGUAGGUUAUUUACCUCUUAGACCUAUCUCAAGAACCCUUCUCAUUGGUAUCUUAUCCCCCAGGGGUUCUGUGGAUAUUUAUCUACACCCUGACUUAUUACUCUUUUUCUAGAAAAAGCUAAACUGGGGUGAACAUAGGCAUUUCUAUUUGCACUAUUCAGAUACCAGCUAAAGUGGGAAAAACCAUGAGUUGGAAUCUAUUUUGUAAAUUGCUUCUAACUGUCAGGUUCACCCAGACAGUUACUCUUUAGGGACAAAUUGCUGCUAAGAACCUUAAUGUGAAUCUGCAAUGUUGUGAUGUAGUUACAAGUACUGUACAUGAAGUCUGGAAACUGCAAUAAAUAUGAUUUUAAUCACA
This is a messenger RNA of Phascolarctos cinereus (koala), 6229 nucleotides long. RefSeq names its product LSM11, U7 small nuclear RNA associated (gene LSM11). Gene Ontology annotation, molecular function: U7 snRNA binding. Gene Ontology annotation, cellular component: U7 snRNP. NCBI's taxonomy places the organism in Eukaryota, Metazoa, Chordata, Mammalia, Diprotodontia, Phascolarctidae. Gene Ontology annotation, biological process: mRNA 3'-end processing by stem-loop binding and cleavage. The record is from RefSeq and is a predicted model, not a curated record.